AAAAAAAAAAUACAAUUGCUGCUUAUUGUUUGUUAAUGCAGCCAAUUCGAGUUGGAAUUAGUCACUCGAGCAGUAUGCUUCGCUAUGGAGCUCUCUUUCUACUAUUGCUAUCCACGGCAUCGUCUGUGUGCGCACAGCGGAGGACAUUCGAAACUUCUAUUACAAGUAAACUGAAUGUAGAUGUCUGCCCCGAUAUGCCCAUCAUGAAGAAUGUCAAGAAAACCAAGCUGCUGGGUUAUUGGUAUGCUUAUGCCACAACUCCGUUGCCCUUUCGUGACUAUCAGCGACGUUGUGCCUCUUACAAUGUUCGCAAUGCCACCUACUUUGAUACAAACAUUCUGUACACGAACUAUAAGAGUCUGACAAUUACGUAUUCCUGUAAAUAUGUUCAGAAAAAGGACAAGUGGAAUAUUAAACUGCGUAUACUAACACGCACUCGAACUCCGAUGGCAUCGACCAUAAAGGAAGCCGUCGACUUCUUGGAGAAGGUAAAGUUUCCUCUCGAUACUCUCGACUGGCUCAAGUCGGAGGCAUUUUGCUUCGAAUGGUAUCAAUUGAAAAUCGAAACUGGUUUGCGACCCAAAGAUUUUCAAGCACCUUUCAAUCGGCCAGGAGACUAAGAGAUGUCGUUGUCGUUAAUUAAUCGAAGUAUGAAUUAAUUGUUGUUACAUAAAUUGCCAUGGAAAUGUUAUGGAAUCGCACAACACAAUGAAUAAUAAAAUUGAGGAAAUCGUAUAAUGGCGCG
Drosophila nasuta is the source of this 745-nucleotide messenger RNA. RefSeq lists its product as uncharacterized. Lineage: Eukaryota; Metazoa; Arthropoda; Insecta; Diptera; Drosophilidae. The record is from RefSeq and is a predicted model, not a curated record. Bases 36 to 620 code for a protein of 194 amino acids. The transcript is spliced from 5 exons.